AUGAAACAUAUCAAAAAAGUCGAUUUAAUCAAAAACUCAAGCAAAAAUAAGAAAUUUUAAGACAUUUAUGAAUUUAACAAGAAUGAUGUAUUAUAAUCUCAUAAAUUUAGAAACUUGGUUAAGGAUCUUAUGGAAUGGUUUAUCGAGCAAUUCAUCGAGCUACUGGGUUAGCAAGAGCAGUGAAGAUCAUCCAUAAAGCAAGUGUAAAAUAGAAAGAAAGACUUACAAAUGAAUUGAGAACAGUUGAAUUAUUAGUAAUUAUUGAAAUUCAGAUUUUUUAAGGAUCAUCCACAUGUGAUUAGAGUCUUUGAAACAUAUGAGGAUAAUGACUAUAUUUAUGUAGUAAUGGAGUAUAAAAAUAACAAUUAAAUUUAGAAUAUGUAAAGGGGGUGAUAUUUUUGACAAGGUCUUGGAAUUGGGUAAUUUUGAUGAAUAAGGAGCAUUAAUAAUAUUCAUAUAAAUCAUUAGAUCAGUAGUUUACUAUUAAUCAUUAAAUAUUGUACAUAGAGACUUAAAACCAGAAAACUUUCUAUUUUAGAAAAAUAAUGAUCUUAAUACUCUUUAUAUUAUAGAUUUUGGUUUGGCUAGAAUAUUCUAACCUGGAAUUUUGCAAUAAUGGACUAAAGCAGGAACUGUAUAAAUAAUUUAAAUUUAUUCCUAGGCUUAUUAUGUGGCUCCAGAAGUUUUAGAGGGUACAUAUGAUAAUAAAUGUGAUUUAUGGUCAGUUGGUGUUAUUUUAUAUGUGUUAUUAUGUGGAUAUCCUCCAUUUUAUGGUGAAACAGAAUAAGAGAUAUUAUAUUCUAUUUAAAAAGGGAAAUAUGAUUUUGAUGGUCCCGAGUGGAAGAAUGUGUCUCUAUAAGUUAAGGAAUUGAUAAGUUAAUUAUUAAAACCAUCUUAAUAUCGACUUAAUUUGGAAUAGAUUUUAAAGCAUGAUUGGCUCUAAAAAUAUGUAUAAAAGGGGGAAGUUAUUCUAACAAAGGCAAAUAUAGAGAGAUGGCAAACUUAUCAUUAAAUUAAAUAAAUUAGUUUACUUUAUUUAGCAACAUAAUUAGAAUAGACUGAAAUAAUUAAUAUCAAAAAUGGAUUUUUAUUUAUGAAUAAAUCUUAAUCAGGAAUAUUAACAAAAGGAGAAAUAGAAGAUUUAAUUAAAUAUAAAUAUUAAGAUUUGGAAUAUUAUUGUAAAACAUUUAAUUAUUAAAUUAGAAUUCAUAGCUAUAUGUUUAGAGCCAACUGUAUAUAAAAUAGAAAAAUAUUUAAUAUUAAUGUUUACAUAUCUAUCAUCUAAUGGUCGAAUCACUAAAGACAGUUUAAAAGCAGUUGAUAUAAAUCUUGAAUGUAACUUAGAUUAUCAGCAAUUCAUUAAUCUAUUUUGA
This is a messenger RNA of Paramecium pentaurelia, 1373 nucleotides long. Lineage: Eukaryota; Ciliophora; Oligohymenophorea; Peniculida; Parameciidae. The record is from the annotation of a GenBank genome assembly.